Messenger RNA from Schistocerca nitens (vagrant locust), 1689 nucleotides. RefSeq lists its product as uncharacterized. The transcript is spliced from 8 exons. NCBI's taxonomy places the organism in Eukaryota, Metazoa, Arthropoda, Insecta, Orthoptera, Acrididae. The coding region runs from base 1 to 1614 and encodes 537 amino acids. The record is from RefSeq and is a predicted model, not a curated record.
AUGGGCCUCCUGAACACGUCGACUCACUGGUUGGUGAGGAGCGGAGGUCCCCCGCCUCCAGGCCUGGUCGUGCGCUUGGACAGUGACGUCACGUGGGCCUCCCCACGCUCUUCGGGCGACCUGCUGCUGCAGCAGCUGACCAGAGACCAUCUGGCGGGCCCGACUGUGCAGCGCCCUCUGGGGUCCUGGUCACCAGUUGCUGGCCGCCUGUGCCACGACGACUGUCGCAGCCAGGGCUUCCGGAGGAACCUCUGGGGCCCCAUCCUGAGAGUCGGCACAGUGGUAACUGACCUACCUCUCGAUAAUCUUGGACAGCGCCUCAGUGACGUCGAAGAGAAAUAUGUAGACACAAUGGCACGUUUUGGUUGGGGACUGACAAACAUUCUGUCACAAAAAUUAAAUUUCACUACAGUUCUGUACGCGACGGCGUCUUUCGGAUACAAGCGGCAGAGUGAAAACAACACGCUCGACGGACUGGUGGGUAUGCUGGAGAGAGGGCUGGUCGACGUCGGAUCAGCGGGCCUGGUCAUGGUGGAAGACCGCCUCAGCCGCAUCGACUACGCCGGGCCCUCCCGCCUCUGGGUGUCAAAGAUCAUGUUCCGGCACCCGGCAGUGGUGACGGUGCAGGGCACGCUGUUCCGGCCGCUGGCGCCACGCCUCUGGCUGUGCGUGGUUCUGGCGUUCGCCGCACUGGCGCUGGUGGCGCGCGCCGUCUGCUGGGCGCACGGCCGGCCCGCACUCCAAGCCUGGGGGGACACGUUCCUGCUCGUCGCCUCUGCUGUGGGGCAGCAAGGCAGCUCGCAGAGUGCAGAUUGGCCCAGUUGGCGCAUCCUGCUGGUGGUCAGCCUGGUGUGCGCUAUGCUCCUGGACACGCACUACUCCGCCGCUAUUGUCAGUUCUCUUCUUCUACCGCCACCUAGGACCAUCAACACCAAGAAGGACCUGCUCCAAAGUCCACUCGAGUUUGGCAUAGAGAACAUCAGCUACGUCCACAACCUUAUAGAGAUGAGUGAAGACCCUGUGGUACGGAGCUUGUACCUGAAGAAGGUUGCGCCACCAGGCGCCGUUCGGUCAAACUACUUCUCCCUGGAAGAAGGCAUGACCAAAGUGGCCACCGAGAUGUUCGCGUUCCACUCGCAGGAGUUCCAGAUGUACCCUCUGGUGGAGAAGCUGUUCACCGAACACGACAAAUGCGCUCUCGUCACCAUUCCGCUUCUCGCACCGCGGAUGACCUACGUCGCGGUGGGCAAGAACUCGCCUCUCAGGGAGACGUUCACGGUCGGGAUGCGCACGAUGUGGGAGCAGGGACACUUGAGCCACCUGCGCAUGCGCUGGAACUCCAAGAAACCGUCCUGCAUAGACGACCGGGACUUCGUCAGCGUCGACCUGGCCACCAUUUCGCCCGCCUUCAUGCUUCUGGUUUCCGCUGUGCUACUCUCCCUGCUGCUCCUGCUGCAAGAAAGCGCUACGGCUAGGCAGACACACGAGAACAGACCAGCAAACUUUUCACAUUCAAGACCCAUGCAAGAUGCAAACCGGCGUGCUCUUAGUUUUAUGGAUCGAUCCACGAAACGUUCCAACAACGAUCGGAGCACAAGGAAGACAGCUUCAUAGAACAACACUGUGGGAGGGAGCCUCGCUCUCGUCAGCUAUAGUUUACUUCAGGAAAAUAGUUCUGUGGACAAUAGU